Molecule: messenger RNA, 3187 nt
Organism: Labrus mixtus (cuckoo wrasse)
Lineage: Eukaryota; Metazoa; Chordata; Actinopteri; Labriformes; Labridae
Exons: 23
Coding region: 514-2958 (814 amino acids)
Molecular function (GO): calcium ion binding
Source: RefSeq, a predicted model, not a curated record
GGGCCAUGAAAGAAUUACCAUUUUGAGAUUUAUAAGUUGUCCAUGUCGAAAUGAUAAAUAGUCACCUGCUGCCCUCAUGUGGAGUUUUGCUCUUUGAUGUUUUUUCUUGAAGCACUUUGUUUUACACCUCGGUGUUUUUCGCUUGUGAAGUGCCCCAUGUCUGCUGGCUUGUUUAUGACCUCCAUGUCAGGGUUCAAAGCAGGGGCAUCUUGAAGCAUUCUGCGGGUCUGCCUGACUGCUGCUCCUCUUUAUUGCGUUGUUUUGGGAGCUGUGGAAUGGGAAGUGCAGAUUUUUUUUCUGGACAGGAUGUAGAGUCACUGCUGUAAUGUAGGAUACAGCCCCCCCUACUCCAUUCUGACACAGAGCUGGCUCACGGCUGCACGAGUCCGCAUCUGGAGACGACAGGAAGCACAUUUCUCUGCAUCUGGAUUGAAGUCAUUGCUUCUGUAGCGGCUGUUUAUUUUUUUUUUUAGCACGAGAACACGUAACCCGGGCCGGAUACAGAUUCAGUUGAUGAUGACUCACCUCUGGACCCUUCUCUCAGUCCUGCUGUUGGUUUUGUCUGAAGCUCUGAACAACCCUGAGGAAAAUGAUAAUGAAGUUAUGAAACUCACAGGGGUGGAGCUCUCAAAGAGCCAGGUGACUGAAAAUGCCAUUGGAAAUCUGAGUGAAACACAGAGCAACACACCUACUACAUUAGCAGCUCCCUUGAGCACAACAGGUUCUGUGAGCAGCAGUUCAGCUCCUCAGUGUCCAGGAAACCAAGUGAUGCUGGAGAACAUCACACACUGUGGCUGUCCUUCUGGUAUGGUGAAGGAUGGAGACAACUGCACCUGCCCUGUGGGCUUCUCUCUGGAUGGAGCUGCAGGCUGUAAAGAUGUUGACGACUGUGAAGCAGAGGAGCCAGGACCAUGUGGUCUCCAUGCCAGCUGCACUAAUACCCCUGGCUCUUACUCAUGUAGCUGUCUCCGUGGUUACCUGAUGGGUUCUGUAGGAUGCCAGGACAUAGACGAGUGUGCUUUGGCUGCAGUGACGGGCCUGCAGGCCUGUCAAGGGGACGCAGAGUGCACAAACACCCCUGGUUCCUUCACAUGCUCCUGUCGUCAUGGAUAUGUAAUGGCACUUAAUGGAAGAAGCUGUGUAGACGUGGAUGAGUGCAGCUUCGAGGAGCAGUGUCGUCGUGAACUGGGAAAUGUGUGUGUGAACACUCCGGGCAGCUUUGUUUGUCAGUGCCAGCCAGGCUUCAGAGCAGAGGCCCCCGCCUGUGUCGGUCCUGUGUGUCCAGACUACACCGUGUGUCAAGAUGUAGAUGAAUGUGUGGAGAGUCCUGCGGUGUGUGAUGGUCAAGGUGUCUGUGAGAACACGCUUGGGAGCUACAAGUGUGUUUGUCGACCGGGUUACCGGGGAAACGGCACACACUGCGAAGACGAGAAUGAGUGUGCAUCAGGUGGUCACGGGUGUGACACAAAUGCUCGAUGUGGCAACAUCAUUGGCUCGUAUUUCUGCCAAUGCUACCAUGGCUAUAACGGCGAUGGACACUCUUGUUUUGACAUAGAUGAGUGUGCUGUGAACAACGGCCACUGUGAACACAACUGCUCCAAUGAACAGGGAGGGUACAGCUGCCAAUGUGGCUCAGGCUUCCAGCUCCACCAGGAUGGACACAACUGCACAGAUGUUGAUGAGUGCUUGGCGCAGAAUGGGACCUGUGGGCACAUUUGCAUCAACACUCAGGGAUCGUUUCAGUGCUCCUGCAGGCCCGGCUACCAGCUGCACAUUGAUGUUCACACCUGUGUUGACAUUGAUGAAUGUAAACUCCAGAAUGGCGGUUGCUCUCACACCUGCAGCAACUCUCCAGGAGGACACACCUGCCACUGCCCUCCUCCUCUGCUGCUCGACACAGACAACCUCUCCUGCAGCAAUGUAACAUCUUGCAAUCUUAGAAAUGGUGGCUGUGACCAUGUUUGUGCGGUGAAUGCAGAGGGACAGGUCCAGUGUAACUGUCGAAAAGGCUGGAAGUUGGGCGAGGACCACCGGAGCUGCGUUGAUGUCAAUGAGUGUGGGGACUUUACGAACGGAGGCUGUGAGCAGCUCUGUUUGAACCACCCAGGUGGAUUCAACUGCACCUGCAGAGAAGGGUAUCAAGUACAAACGGACGACCUCACAAAGUGCAAGCCUGUGUGUGAGCCUCCCUGUCAAAACUAUGGAGUGUGUGUGGCCCCAAACAGCUGUGACUGUCCUCCAGGUUACCCUGGACUCGGCUGCUUAGCCAUGUGCUCCCCGCCCUGUGCUCAUGGAGGCACCUGUAUGCGCUGGAACGAGUGCCUGUGUCCUCCUGGUUGGACCGGUGCUGGCUGCCACACAGCGGUGUGUGAGCUGCCCUGUGCUAACGGUGGGCGCUGUGUGGGGCCCAAUACCUGCCAGUGUCCCUCUGAUUACACCGGCCCCCAGUGCCUCUUACCCCUGUGCACUCCUGCCUGUCUGAACGGGGGAAGAUGUGUAGAUGUCAACCAAUGCAUAUGUGUUGGUGGAUGGCAAGGCGCUCGGUGUCAGAGAGAGCCUGUUGUGUGUCACAAACCUUGUAAGAACGGUGGAGUUUGUGUCGGCCUCAACAGGUGCCAAUGUGCCAAAGGAUUUACUGGAGACUUAUGUGAAACAGCUGUGACCACCCCCUGUAUACCACCCUGCCAACAUGGGGCUACCUGCAGUCCUCACAACACCUGUUCCUGUCCUGAGGGCACAGCAGGCCUGCGCUGUGAGAAACUGACAUGCCCUGUGGUCACCACUGUGGUCAGCAUGGCUCGGGCAGUGAGAAAGGCCUUUAGGGAAAGUUAUGUUGACCGGUGUGGACCCCUUGGAGUUCAGCUUUGCACUAAAUACAGAAUAAACCAGGCACGUGUGUACCUGCAAGCCUACAGAGUGGGCUACAAAAUCCAGUGUCCACAGAGGAAGGGCAGGUGAAGCAUUUGCAUCUCACCCUGAGGAAACAACCAACAGACAACAUUUGGGGAAACAUAAUAAGGCAUGGCACAAGAAAUUGAAUGAGAUGUUCAAAGACCUUUAAUAAAGCCUCUAUUUGCCUCAAGCUUGUUUACAUGCUCUGUGACGUAUUCUGAAAACAAUCUUUGAAUCAAUUUUCUACAAUAUAAAUUGUUGUUAGCAUUGUGAUAUAAAUAUUCCUUAGAAUAAA